AUGGCCGCUCCUCAAGUCCACCACCUCUUCCAUGCCCCAAUUGCUGAUCACUCGUUCUCGUCCGACAGACAGACACUUGCUGUUGCCCGCGAGAACAAUGUGGAGCUGUACCAACAAUCAGGCAACAAGUUCGCGCUGAGCGAUGAACUGAAAGGCCACGAGAAGACCGUCACGAGUGUUGAUAUCGCUCCUAACAGUGGUCGCAUCGUUACCUGCUCGCAAGACCGCAACGCUUACGUAUGGGAGCAGACUCCCUCCGGCUGGAAACCUACACUGGUUCUUCUCCGAAUCAACCGCGCUGCAACCUAUGUGCGGUGGUCUCCCUCUGAACAAAAAUUCGCCGUCGGUUCCGGAGCUCGCGUGAUCGCCGUCUGCUACUUCGAGGAGGAGAACGACUGGUGGAUCUCGAAGCACUUGAAGAAACCCAUUCGCAGCACUAUCACCACGCUCGCAUGGCACCCGAACUCCGUGCUCCUGGCUGCCGGUUCUACCGACUCGCACGCACGUGUCUUCUCCAGCUUCAUCAAGGGCGUCGACACUCGUCCGGAGCCCAGUGCCUGGGGUGAGCGUCUUCCGUUCAACACCAUCUGCGGUGAAUUCCUGAACGACUCGGCUGGCUGGAUUCAGGGUGUCAGUUUCUCCCCGAGUGGUAACGCCCUUGCCUUUACUGGUCACGACAGCAGUGUCACUGUUGUGUAUCCAAGUGCGCCCGAGCAGCCUCCUCGUGCGAUGCUGAACAUUUCCACCCGCCUGCUUCCUCUGAACAGCCUUAUUUGGAACGGUGAGAACGAGAUUAUCGCUGCUGGACAUGAUUGCGAGCCAUUCCGCUUCCGUGGCGACGAGAGUGGCUGGCAGCUUGCAGGCUCGCUUGAAAACAAGGACGGAGCUGGAACUGGCGGAGCCCGUGAGGAGUCUGCCUUGAACAUGUUCCGCCAGAUGGAUCUCAAGGGCCAGGCGCAGGUUGACACCAAGCUCAAGUCGACUCACCAGAACACCGUCAACACGGUCCGUGUCUUCCAAGAGUCUGCCGGUCAGGUCUCAUCCUUCAGCAGUAAGGUCGCCCGCUCAACGUUCUCCUGUCUUCAGAAUACUGACAUUCUUUUAAGCCAGCGGAGUCGAUGGACGUGUCGUGGUUUGGUCAACCUGAACAGUGCAGUCUCGUGA
Molecule: messenger RNA, 1164 nt
Organism: Penicillium argentinense
Lineage: Eukaryota; Fungi; Ascomycota; Eurotiomycetes; Eurotiales; Aspergillaceae
Product: WD40 repeat domain-containing protein
Exons: 3
Coding region: 1-1164 (387 amino acids)
Biological process (GO): Arp2/3 complex-mediated actin nucleation
Cellular component (GO): actin cytoskeleton; Arp2/3 protein complex
Molecular function (GO): actin filament binding
Source: RefSeq, a predicted model, not a curated record